Molecule: messenger RNA, 1683 nt
Organism: Echinostoma caproni
Lineage: Eukaryota; Metazoa; Platyhelminthes; Trematoda; Plagiorchiida; Echinostomatidae
Source: the annotation of a GenBank genome assembly
CUCGAUGUUAAAACUUGCGACGAUAAAAAGGGAAUCGCUCAUGCAUUUGAGUUGGCCUCUGCCGCUUUGAACUUUCGUUCACAACAAUGGCAGACAAUAGAAACUAUUUUAUCUGAGAAGGAGAAUGAGAUACUCGGUCUUGUAGAACAAAAUGAUGAGUUAGAAAAAGAAAACAGUGAGCUGCAGAAGGCGCUGGCGAUUUCUGGAGCAAGUCAAGAAAUCAUGAACGAGAAAAAGAGGCUAGCGGAUGAUAUUAAAACUUUUUCUGAGGAAACAAGGGGCCUAAGGAAAAAGGUUCUUUCAGAAAAAGAUUUUGAAAUUGUUCAACUCUAUGAAGAAAUUCAAAAGCUGAGACAUAAACUGAAUAAUGCUACCAUGGACAAAAAUAUGAUGGAUGUAUCGUUGCUUACUAAAACACUAAAGGAACGAGAUGGGGAGGUUGAACUACUCAAGAAAAAACUAUCAGAGGCCACUCAAGAGGUUGAAAGAACUGAGAAGCUUCUGGAAGAUUUGAAGUUAAAUAUGAGCACCAGUAUCAGUGGUACAACAGAUAAAAAGCUGGAGCGUAUUCACUCACUACAAGAACAGAUGAAAGAAAAGGACAAGCACCUCGCUGAAUAUGAACGAAGACUGAAAACUAAAGGUGAAUAUGGAUUGGCCGAAGCGGUCAGUGAACUGAAGGCGGUUCGUGCCCAAUUAGACUCGAAAGAAAGACAAAUGGAUGAACUUUGCCAGGCUGCCAGUCGAGCCGAAUCGGCACGGAACGAGAUCAGUUUGGAGAAUGAACACCUCCGUACUAAAUUGGGCAUUGCAUUAGAUGAACCAGUCGAUUUGGAUGGAUACAAACGAAUCAAAUGUGAAAAAGCAGAGGAGGAGCGUGCAGUGAAUGAAGUUCUUCAAAAAGAGAUUGAAAAGUUGGAAGAUGAGCGAUUGGAAUUGAAGCGCCAGUUACGUGCAGCAGCCAGGCAGUUGGGUCAAAAAGCAGCCAAUGAGAACGAUCAUGUGGACAUCGCACUGCUCAACAUUUGGACGGAUGAAAAUCAACAGCAGGAAAUCGGUGAAAACCUCACAGCCAGUGCGGUUUCGGCAAACUAUGCUGCUCCAGUGAGAACAGGCACAGGCGGAAUGGGGAAGGGAAAGCAAGAGCCGGAAAUCUACCGAUCCAGGAUUGAAGUGCUUAAUAAUGAGCUUGGUCAAGCCACUGAAACCAUCCAAAUGGAACGCAAGCUACAAGACGAGUUCAAAGUUCGUUUGUCCCAAGUGACCGAGGCAAAUGUGUGCUUGGAGGCUGGGCUACGAGAAUUGCAAGCCCAGUUGCGAACCGGCCAGGCACGACUACAAGCAGAUGACAAACGUGACGGUGGUAACCGACUGCCGAACGAGGCUGGCAAACCGGAACCGGUUCAGGCCAUCGAGUGCCCUUCAUUAGAUAAGCUGUUAGCCGCAUUGGAUGCGCAAACACUGGGUGAGGAUCUGGACACCGGCCGCUUUCUAAAAUCGCGAGUGGAUCACUUAGAAGUAAGCAAGAUGUGGAACGUGUCCGUUGGCUUAUUUAUCAAAUCGACACUCAGUCCUGUUUUCUUAAUUUGUUUUACUUCUGCACAUUCUGUUAAUUAUGCAUCAAUAUUGGACAGAAUUAUGCCGGGUAACAUAAGCUACGAACAAAAAAUAUGGGUACAUUAA